This is a messenger RNA of Gilbertella persicaria, 903 nucleotides long. RefSeq lists its product as uncharacterized. The transcript is spliced from 7 exons. The coding region runs from base 1 to 903 and encodes 300 amino acids. Lineage: Eukaryota; Fungi; Mucoromycota; Mucoromycetes; Mucorales; Choanephoraceae. The record is from RefSeq and is a predicted model, not a curated record. Gene Ontology annotation, molecular function: RNA binding.
AUGUCCUUGUCUGUCUUUUUAGCCGAUGAUACCACUGGUGGAUCAUCUUGGGCUGACGACGUUGCUGACCUUCCCUCUGCUCCUGCUGCCAGAGAAGAAAGAUCCGAUGCUUAUGCUUCUCGCGACCGUGGAGACCGUAACUAUGGCGGUGAUCGUCAAGAACGUGGUGGAUUUGAACGUAGAGAGCGUGGCGGUUUCGAUCGUCCUGAACGCAGUGAGCGUGGUGGUUUUGAGCGUAGAGAACGUGGUGGUUUCGAUCGUCCUGAGCGCGCUCCCCGUGCUCCUGCUGAGCUUCCUACCAGACCUCCCUUCACUGCUCAUGUUGCCAACUUGGCUUUUGAAUCUACUGAAGACGAUUUAGGUGAAUUGUUCAACAACUUGAAUAUUUCCAACAUUCGUCUUGUUCGUGACCGUGAAAGCGACAGAUCCAAGGGCUUUGGUUAUGUGGAAUUUGAUGAUUUAGAUUCACUUAAGGGUGCUUUGGAAUUGUCUGGUGAAAAUGUUCAUGGUCGUAGUAUUCGUGUCAACAUUGCCGAACCUCCCCGUGAAAACGAUCGCCCUCCUCGUGCUGCUGAUCGUACUGAUGUUGAUACAUGGCGUCGUACCGGCCCCAUUGAAUUGCCUGAAGCUCCUCGUCGUGAAUUCAGAGAUAGUGGCCGCGGCGGCUUUGGUGGUCGUGGUCGCGGCGAUUCUUGGGGUCGUAAUGGUGGUGGUUUCGGUAGCCGAGACCGUCCCUCUGAACGUCCUCGUCUCAACUUGAAGCCUCGUACUGUUGAUAGCCCUGCUGCAAAUGCUUCCAAAUCUGCAAGCAGCAAGCCUGAUCCUUUCGGUGGUGCCAAGCCUGUCGAUACCGAUAAGGCUUUGAAGAAAUUCGAAGGUGAUGAACCUAAAAAGGAAGCUUAA